GCGACGUCAAGCCAUUAGCUUUGCGGUUAUUUUCUUCUUCUGAUUGUUCGGCGAACUCAAGUUGUGUGCGGCAUUUUUCGAGCUUUCCGCGCGAAUCACUCCGCGUUUACGCUUACCGCGGACGUCACAGAUUUCGUUUUGUUUUUUGCGAUUUGGGUUGUCUAGCUGUUUUUCAACAGCCGUCAACUCAUCUAAUUCAGUUGCUUUUGUUGUUUUGGCUGUUUUUGCUAGCGGUGUUUUUUUCUGUUUCCUUCACAUCUUCAUUGUUGGGACCAUUUGAGACGAGCAGAGGGAAUACCCUGCGAUAACUAUUUGUUGCUGUUGUUUAGUUGAAGAAUCGUGCUUGUGAGGAAAGUGAAGCCGCUUAGAAAAGUUUAACCCUUCCCUUUUUCCUUUUUGUCUGCAGCGCCUGAGAGCCUUAUUUCAUUAAGUCUCUUUUGGUGGACCUCACGCGUCAUUCCGUGGCGCUUCGUAUUCAGUUUUGGAUUUGCUGCACCCCCUUUUUUUUCACAUCUCUUUCUGCUCUAAUUAAUCAUUAAUUGAAUCCCUUCUCUAGAGAUUUUGUGUGUGUGUGUGCGUUUUGGUUGCUAUCCAUUCCAGUGGUGGCAACGCCCGGCUGCACUUCUCAACUUCACCGGCUCUCAGCAACAACUUUGCGUGUGCCCCUUCUUUCCGUGGAUCUUUCAAUAUUACAUUGUCUUCCAUCGGUUGUACUUUUUUUUGUUUUCUGCCGGUAUAGAGCUGUGCGAGUGCGUGUGUGUGUGUGCGACGUCCUGCUGAUUACCGAUCGCAGGCACUUCCUCAAUCGUCUUUUGUUUAGUUCUGCUUCCCACUGUGUGAGCCCCACGCUCUAGCGGCGUUUCGGGUUUCAUAUUGAUUUACUUCACUCUCUCUCAUGGAGUGAGAAAGAGCCGAUCUGUAACGCUCUUUUUCUUUUAUUUACUACACGCGGCUCGCAUUAAAGUUGUUGAGUCCGCUGAGCAGCACAAUCAGCGUGAAAAGGUCCGCGAGGCCCUGCGCCCGCGAUAGCUUUUAUCGUUGCUGUCACAGUUCUACUCUUGAUACAUAGAGGAGAAAUUUGCGCUUCACAUACACGCCGACGUGUUGUUUUCAUCAUUGAGAGAUGCAGCAGCAGCUGUCGAAGCUUGCUGUUUGCGGCCGAGGCCCGCUUCCCCGGCAACGCUUUAUGUUCGCUUCUAUUUGUUCUCUUCUGCGUCGUCCCUCUGCAACGAAGCUGGCCGCACCCCUUGUGUCGUCGCAGACUCUCCGUGCCUUCCGCAGCGGGGUGGCAGGAGCCCUCGCCACUGGUGCGACUUCCACUGCACAGCGUCACAAAGGCACGUAUGGCGCACCCUUGGGGUCACCAGGUUUGCUAACAACGCGAAAGCCGCGGAAGCAGUACAACUACCUCAACACAUCACGCCUGAUCGAGACACCGAAGAAAAUCCCCGUGCAUGUGCAACGUGUGCGAGAUGACAAAACGCUGGAGCGGCGGCAACACUUCAAAGAAAAUCUGCUACGCGACGUGGAGCAGAAGAUUCGCUUUUUCCCUCCUCUCGUUAAGAAGCGCGUUUUCUUCCCAAUGAGCACGAUAAACAACCGCGUUCUUAUCUUUCGCGGUCACCGUGAUCUUGGCACCCUCCUCGGGACACGCCUUACGUGUCUCGUGAUUGAGCAGCUCAAGAAGGCGGAGAAUCGUUCAUUCCUGCUCGAGAAAAUGAAGGAGCUCGAGGUCGAGCCUCCCACCGCGGCAGAGUGGGCGAAGUUCACUGACCCGAAGACGGGAGACAUUAACAUCGACGUCUUGUACUCCCCCUGGAUCGAAAGCCUCUUGUGCUCCUUUGCAAGAAUGGAGCGGAAAGCGCAUAAGCAGCCACAGAACUUGCGAUCCAUGGCGGCCUUGCGAGAUUACGUGGUGCAGAACUUCGCGAAUCCCUCGCUCGUGCCGUCCUUAGAAUCGUGGUCGCGUGCGCAGGGCCCAGUGCGCGAGACCGACUUUGUUGGUCGACCCGGCAGCAACGUGGCGAGGCAGGUCCAGUAUAAGACGAAUGUGCAGCGCAUGAGCCAGUGGGGCAAGCAGCAGGCGUUCGACGCCGUCUCCGCCCUUUCACUGGAGGAGCAGUUGACACUAGUGAAGGACGUGGCGCAGAGACGCACGCAGCUCCUGCAGGAGCUCGAGGAGCGGCACCUUUUUGCGACUAAAUUCAAACACGUCCUGUUUUCGCUGGAUGAGUUGAAGUCCAUCAUGGGGCCGUGCGAGUUGUUUCACAACGCCUGCGCGCGCAAGUUUGUGAUGGAGCACAAGGGCGCCUACUACCCAAAGCACACCCGCGACACGAAGGCCUUUACGCAGCUGCCCAAGGAAGAGAGGGUGCGCCUGUGUGCGUUUGGCUACCGCUUCGAGGCGCAGCCGACAACGGGGCAGAAGCUGUACGUGCGCUGUUGCGUCCGGGACUACGGUCUCCCCUCUUCCGAGGCGUCGCGCCGCUACGGGCGGCUCAGCGACCUUCAACGGGCAGCAUUGUGUUUUCCGUUUUACCUCCCCAUCGCACCAACGCGCGCCACCGUCGCGUCUUUCAAGCGUUUUUACCGUGAUAUGUGUGCGCGGUACGGUCUCGCCAACCCCAACGGCCCAGUGCUGGGCAACCGCCUUUUUGAGGCCGCGAUGCGCAAGCGCUGGAAUGGCCUCUCGAUGGAAGAGCGGGCACAGUACGAGGACAGCGACCGCGUUGCGGAUGUGUUCCCGCUGAUUAAGCCGGCCACAAAGGAGUCGUCGACGUCCAGCACGGAGGCCAUGGCGGAGUACUUCACAGAGGAUCACCCGCGGACGUCAUGCAGCCUGGACGAACUUCUCGCGAGCACCGCCACGAAGAAAGAAGAAGCAGCGGAGGAAGAAGGCGAGGGAAAAGGCUGUGACGAGGAGCCGCUGGUGAUGUCUGCGCGCGGGGUAUCUGGGUCGUUUGCAGCGUCGCCACGCGGUGCUGCUGCUGUGGCGCGUGCAACGGUGCGUAGAGUCAACGGGCGAGAGGCGGGCUCACGUGCGCAUCAUGAGCGACUUCGCGUUAUUGUGAUGUAA
Messenger RNA from Leptomonas pyrrhocoris, 3076 nucleotides. RefSeq lists its product as hypothetical. The record is from RefSeq and is a predicted model, not a curated record. The transcript has a single exon. The coding region runs from base 1187 to 3076 and encodes 629 amino acids. NCBI's taxonomy places the organism in Eukaryota, Euglenozoa, Kinetoplastea, Trypanosomatida, Trypanosomatidae.